Molecule: messenger RNA, 3904 nt
Organism: Sphaeramia orbicularis (orbiculate cardinalfish)
Lineage: Eukaryota; Metazoa; Chordata; Actinopteri; Kurtiformes; Apogonidae
Gene: gria4a
Product: glutamate receptor, ionotropic, AMPA 4a
Exons: 18
Coding region: 253-2976 (907 amino acids)
Biological process (GO): monoatomic ion transport
Cellular component (GO): membrane
Molecular function (GO): signaling receptor activity; ligand-gated monoatomic ion channel activity
Source: RefSeq, a predicted model, not a curated record
CGACUUUCCCCACUCUUUCUUUCUCCCCUCUUACAUGUGCGCCGGACACGCAGCUCUCUCCCGAGCGGACACUGCAGGGGAAGAAACGAACGAACCCACCAUGGAAUAGGAAUACUGCUGGAAGACCGGGGGAAAAAACCUCUCACAUCCUUCUUCUUCUUCUCUUUUUCUGACGUCUUUUUUCUCUCUUGCAUCUCCCCCGUCUCUCUCGAUGUCUCUCAACAGUUUCUGAAGGGACUGAAGGAAAGAAAAAUGAGGAUUAUUCUUUUUUCUUGGCACUUUCUCGGGGUGUAUUCCGCCCUUUGGGGGCUGGCGACGGGGGCUUUCCCCAGCUCAGUGCAGAUAGGUGGAUUGUUCAUUAGGAAUACUGAUCAGGAGUAUACAGCGUUUCGUCUAGCUAUCUUCCUUCACAACACCAGCCCCAACGCUACGGAAGCUCCCUUUAACCUGGUCCCCCAUGUUGACAACAUAGAAACUGCAAACAGCUUUGCUGUCACCAAUGCAUUCUGUUCUCAGUAUUCAAGAGGGGUCUUCGCCAUUUUCGGCCUUUAUGAUAAGCGCUCGGUCAACACGCUGACAUCAUUCUGUGGGGCCCUGCAUAUCAGCCUAGUGACACCCAGCUUCCCCACUGAAGGAGAGGGCCAGUUCACUCUGCAGCUGCGGCCCUCCAUCAGAGGGGCUCUGCUCUCGCUGCUGGAUCACUAUGACUGGAACCGCUUUGUCUUCCUCUACGAUACAGACAGAGGUUAUGCAAUACUGCAGGCAAUUAUGGAAAGAGCAGGGCAGAACGGUUGGCAGGUGAGUGCCAUUUGUGUGGAGAGUUUCAAUGAGGCAGCAUAUCGCCGACUACUGGAAGACCUGGACCGACGCCAGGAGAGAAAAUAUGUCAUUGACCUGGAGCCUGAGAGACUACAGAACAUACUAGAACAGGCUGUCAGCGUGGGGAAACAUGUAAAAGGUUACCAUUACAUCAUAGCAAAUCUGGGGUUUAAGGACAUAUCUUUGGAGAGGUUCAUGCAUGGAGGGGCCAACGUGACUGGAUUCCAGCUGGUGGACUUCAGUAAACCAAUUGUCAUUAAACUGAUGCAGCGCUGGAAUAAACUGGAUCAGAGAGAGUACCCUGGAUCUGAAAGCCCCCCUAAGUAUACCUCUUCCCUUACCUAUGAUGGCGUCCUAGUGAUGGCUGAAGCCUUCCGCACUCUUCGUCGUCAGAAAAUCGAUAUCAGUCGUCGCGGCAACGCUGGUGACUGUUUGGCGAACCCGGCUGCUCCCUGGAAUCAAGGAAUAGACAUGGAACGAGCACUCAAGCAGGUGCGAAUUCAAGGCCUGACGGGGAACAUUCAGUUUGAUCAUUAUGGUCGAAGGGUCAACUACACCAUGGACGUGUUUGAACUGAAGAGUAACGGACCACGCAAGAUUGGCUACUGGAAUGAUAUAGACAAGCUCGUGUUGGUCCAGAAUGAAAAUGCUCUGUCUAAUGACAGCUCAGCGAUGGAGAACCGCACAGUAGUUGUGACAACCAUCAUGGAGGGUCCCUACGUGAUGCUGAAGAAGAACUGGGAGCUUUACGAAGGCAACGACCAGUACGAGGGAUACUGUGUGGACCUAGCCUCGGAGAUCGCCAAACACAUCGGAAUCAAAUACAAGAUCUCCAUAGUGCCAGAUGGGAAAUAUGGAGCCAGAGAUCCAGAGACCAAAAUAUGGAACGGGAUGGUGGGAGAGCUCGUAUAUGGGAAAGCUGAAAUUGCAGUGGCUCCGUUGACCAUCACCCUGGUGAGAGAGGAGGUGAUUGACUUUUCAAAGCCCUUCAUGUCGCUGGGAAUCUCCAUCAUGAUCAAGAAGCCCCAGAAGUCUAAACCGGGUGUUUUCUCUUUCCUGGACCCACUGGCGUACGAGAUCUGGAUGUGCAUAGUGUUCGCUUACAUUGGAGUCAGUGUUGUGCUGUUUUUGGUGAGUCGCUUCAGUCCAUACGAGUGGCACGCAGAGGAACCUGAGGAGGGUGCUACUGAGCAGGGCCCCACUGACCAACCUCCGAACGAGUUUGGCAUCUUCAACUCGCUGUGGUUCUCUCUGGGAGCCUUCAUGCAACAGGGCUGUGACAUCUCGCCACGGUCUCUGUCUGGACGUAUUGUUGGAGGUGUGUGGUGGUUCUUCACCCUUAUCAUCAUCUCCUCUUACACAGCCAACCUGGCUGCCUUCCUCACUGUGGAGAGAAUGGUCUCGCCCAUAGAAAGUGCAGAGGACUUGGCCAAGCAGACAGAGAUAGCCUACGGGACACUGGACUCAGGCUCUACUAAGGAGUUCUUCAGGAGGUCAAAAAUAGCCGUAUAUGAGAAGAUGUGGUCGUACAUGAAGUCUGCAGAGCCAACUGUCUUCACCAAAACCACAGCAGAAGGUGUGGCAAGAGUCCGCAAGUCCAAAGGGAAGUACGCCUUCCUCCUGGAGUCGACCAUGAACGAAUACACGGAGCAGCGCAAGCCCUGCGACACCAUGAAAGUCGGGGGGAACCUGGACUCCAAAGGAUAUGGAAUCGCAACUCCCAAAGGCUCACAGUUAAGAAACGCGGUCAACCUGGCCGUGCUAAAGCUCAACGAGCAGGGCCUGUUGGACAAAUUGAAAAACAAGUGGUGGUAUGACAAAGGAGAAUGUGGCAGCGGGGGAGGGGAUUCCAAGGACAAGUCGUCCCAGGCUCUGAGCCUGUCCAACGUGGCUGGGGUCUUCUACAUCCUGGUUGGCGGCCUGGGCCUGGCCAUGCUGGUGGCCCUGGUCGAGUUCUGCUACAAGUCACGGGCCGAAGCCAAGCGCAUGAAGCUGUCAUUUUCUGAAGCCAUGCGGAACAAGGCCCGUCUGUCCAUCACAGGAAGUGUGGGGGAGAAUGGCCGCGUCCUGACUCCAGACUGCCCCAAAGCUGUGCAUGCUGGUCACGCCUCUCUCCGACACACCGGCCUUGCAGUGGUCUCCUCCGGACUGCCCUGAAAACCAAAAACACCUGCCGUGCCUUAAUGACACACACAUACAGACUUUGACGAGGACACACACAUGCCUAUAUGUGCUUACACACAAUUACAAACACAUAACACAUACAUACACACAAAGAUGAAUAAAAUAGCAACACAAAUACACAGAUUAGCAUAUCUCAGUACACAUUUUUACACACUGCACAUCAUCAUCUCACGUUCCUGCUGCCAUUGACUUAUUUUAAAAAGAGACAAAUUAAAAACAACUAUGGAGUGAACAGUGGGAAAAACUAAAUCAACAGACAACUAUGACUAUCACACUUGCCUGCAGCGUUUUUAUUUCCAGGAGGACUCCAUCACGCUACCAACAAACUGUCAGGAAAGCCAGCACAGACUUACAAAAAUUGAAUGAACUAUGAGCUGUGAAUAUGACAACAAACCCGAUCAUGAUGAUGAUUGUGAUAAAGAUGAUGAUCACAGCUGACGGUUACAAAAAGACAACCAAACAACUCCGUUCCUGUUCUGUCUUCAGUGGAUGAUGUUGGCCGGUGUGGCAAACCCUUUGACAACGCCUUACUACAACAAACAUCGUUUUCAUCAUCAUCAUCAUCAUCAUCAUCAUGGUCCUCUUCAUCUUAAAUUGCCUGCAAAGACUGAGUGCCAGGUAUAUCACCCUUAGAAGACCAGAAAACUGUAAGCUUGAACGUUUGGACUGUGCAAACCCACUCCUUUGCCAUGGACUGUUCAAACUGAAUGAAAAUGCUUUCUUACUACGCAUAUAGAAUGAUUUCUCACCCAAACCAGUGAGAUGAUCAGCCAAUAUAGAACAGAAGUAACCUCGAACACAUACAUGUGUGGAUGAUCUCGGCCAUAGAAAUCACAGGGGUUUGUAAAAGAAAAAAAAAAUUGUAGUAAUCUAUGAAGUCCUUCAUCAACAGCAUCAUCAU